AUGAACGCUGCGUGUGCAUCAUUGGAUACCUCACAUCUUUUACGCAAUAUACUCCAGACAAAGGACAAAUACCAGAGCAAGUUCAUCGAGAACAACAACAGCACUACAGCUCUAAACGACGUCUUCGUCAGGGGCUGUAACUCGGAGAUGAUAUCCCCCCUACUGCAGAGCAAAUCCAGCGAUAUGGCUUACAACAUCAGAGAUAAUGAUACGGAUUUUGACAACGACGGAGAUAUUGAUGUUGCUACAGACACCACUUCCUGUGCCAAUGGUGGCGAUCAGUCAGACGAUCUUGAUGAAAGGUCAUUAGACACUUCCGGUCAGGAAGACGGCUCGAAGGGAAUUGACCAGCAGUCGUUUUUACUGGACAGUAAGGAGGCUAAACGUGCUCAUGUGGAGAACAUCCUGACCAGUAUGAGACAGUCCCCUCCCCAAGACACGUUGGAUUCAUCCACCAGUGCCCUUACUGGAGACCUGAAGCGGCAGAAGAGGAAGCAGCCCCAGCCACAGCAACAUGAGGUGAUCACUCUACACUCGGAAGAGUUGGCUCUUCAGCGGCAGAUCCUUCAGUUGCAAGAACAAAUGCAAGCCGUGAAGAGAAAAAGAGAGGAGGAUUUAUCUACAAACGACGAUGAUGAUAUAAUCGACGAUGACGUAACUGAUGUGGAAAGCAGCAAGCCAAAUAGUCCUCUAACUGGCGUCAUUAAGAGAGCUAGGGUCGAGAAUAUUCUUAGCACCAUGCGAGCAUCGCCGCAGCUAGAUAACAGCGUCGAGGUUGGUCACAGAGUAUCACCGGGAAGUGAAAACGGCAAGAAACAAAAGAGGAAACAAACACAACCGCAACAGCACGACAGAUCAGAACAUUCAAAUAUCAAUAGUAAAUAUAAUAUCAAAACUGAUGAAGAUCACAUAAGUGGUGAAGAUAAUAUACAUGAAGGCCAUCGCCAAAGCGGUCUUUUUGGAGCUCACGCAUUAUUUCGUAACAAUAUCUACCAUCCAAUGGUGAAUAAAGACUGUGUUUCAUCAUUCCACAAUGGAUUUGACCCACACAUUUAUAGGGAAAAUAUUUUUAGGCAUAACUUCUUUGGAAUUAGACCUGAUCUGGAUCCGAUCGCUACUGCUUUUAAGAAAGUGUCAAAAAUGGCUCAUCUGCGAAGUGAAGCUGAUAAUGUUCCCGAAGAAUGCCCAAAGAUUGCUACGGAGGAUCUGACAAGGAUUGCUGUAGCACUCAAGUCAGAGCUGACUCAAGCGGUGAGCAAGGCGAUUGACACCGCAGUCAGCAAAGUCUUCAGUGAGAAACAAACGGGCAUUAACUCGCAGUCUGCAGCCAUAGCGGAUAAUAAUUCGCUGCAGCAGCAGCAGCCUAAUGAUGACAGACGCCAUCAGCCGGAGCAUCAACAAUCCUUCCAACAGCAAAACCAUCAGCAACCUACAAAUUCAUUUCCUCAUUUCCCACACCCAAAUCAGCAGCUUCAGCAUCAGCAACACCAAUUGCGUCAUCAUCAACAACAGCAGCAGCAGCAGCAGCAGCAACAACAAUCACACUCUAAUCAAUUUUCUGAACGCGAAGCCCUCAAAGAGACUGUAAACAACUCCCAGGGAAAGAAAAAACCGGAUCUUGUGCCUUUUAGCGACCAUCUUCAUUUUCUAGAAUGUUUCGGGAAUAGAUUUCACCACGAUAAGAUGAGCGCUUUUGACUCUCUAAAUAAAUCUGACAGCGAACUCAUCACUCCUCACAAUGGUCCUUCCAUGUCCUUUCACCCUCAUUUCCCAUACUAUCUACCAGCUCAGGUGUUGCCUUCAGUAUACAACACAGGAGAGCCGGAACAGACAGAAGCAUUGUCUCUUAUUGUGAACACGCCAAAGAAAAAACGCACUAAAGUCACCGACACAAGGCUGAGUUCUCCAAGAGGCAAGUCCAACGUUUUACAAGACAACACUCCGAGCUCUAGUAUGGACCACACAGAUGCUCAGCGACACCUAGCUGUUGCCUUUCCUCACUUCCUCCCACCCAUCCUCCCUACCAGCGUGGCCAUCACAAACCCCUCCCUUAGUCACUCAGACUUUUUGGCUCUCAGACUCCGAGAAGCCAGUUCUUGGGAACCUCGACUGUCGAGUCCUCAUGACCAGUCUCGUGGAUCACCUCGUUCUCUCAAUGACUCGCCUCAGUUCAUGACUAAGAUCGAGAUGUACGAGAGAGGCAGCAUGAGCCUUGCAGGUGACUUCAUGGACGGAGGCGGCUCAACCUCCACGCUGACUCCCAUGCACUUGCGGAAGGCCAAACUGAUGUUCUUCUACACAAGGUACCCCAGCUCGUCCAUUCUCAAGAUGUACUUCCCCGACGUCAUGUUCAACAAGAACAACACGGCACAGCUCGUCAAGUGGUUCUCUAACUUCAG
This is a messenger RNA of Candidula unifasciata, 2399 nucleotides long. Lineage: Eukaryota; Metazoa; Mollusca; Gastropoda; Stylommatophora; Geomitridae. The record is from the annotation of a GenBank genome assembly.